Vespula pensylvanica (western yellowjacket) is the source of this 1355-nucleotide messenger RNA. RefSeq names its product ribosome-recycling factor, mitochondrial (gene mRRF1). Gene Ontology annotation, biological process: translation. Gene Ontology annotation, molecular function: ribosomal large subunit binding. The record is from RefSeq and is a predicted model, not a curated record. Gene Ontology annotation, cellular component: mitochondrion. Lineage: Eukaryota; Metazoa; Arthropoda; Insecta; Hymenoptera; Vespidae. Bases 365 to 1219 code for a protein of 284 amino acids. The transcript has 2 exons.
UUAAAUUCAAUUUCUUGGCGGUAAACAUUUAGAACUAUCUUCACGUUUUAUAUCAUUAAUCAAAAAUAAGGAAAAAUAUAAAAUUUUAACUGUCCAUGUAUGUAAUAAUUUGUUCUCGAUCUCGAGUAUAUAAACGGUGACACUUUAAAAUAAAAUUACAUAUCAUUAUAUACUUAUAAAAAUAGACACAUUUUCACUUUUAUCGUAUUGUAACCUCAAUGUACAUAGGAGUCAAGCAUGUGUAGUAAUGUGAAAUUGAAUAUAUGUAUUGUUAAUUAAUGAAAUAAAUUUGUAUUAAUAAUAAUAUUAAUAUUAGAUUUACAUUUUGAUCGAAUCUGACAAGAAAAUAAUACUACAAUUAAAGAUGUGGAAUUGUACAGAACUAAAACGUUCUGUUAACCUAUUAAAAUCAAUAUUAAGUUCUACAAUAAGGUCAAAGCACAAUUGGAUAAUUUACUUGUCCAAGAAUAAUAUUUCACAUUGUAUUAAAACCUAUGGAGUACUAUUACCAUUGCGAUAUAAUAAUGUACCUAUUGAACAAUGCUAUUGUUUUAAUAAGUUUGAAAAUGUUAAGCUAUUUUCUACAACAGUUGUAUUAGCCAAAAGUAAAGAUCGUGGAAAAGAUAAGAAGAAACUUACACAUAAAAAAAAUAUAGAUCUCCGUGAGAUGGAAGAUGUAAUAAAUGUUGAAAAAUUAACAUCGCAACUUGAGAAAACAAUGGAUAGGUUAAAAGAGAAUUAUAUAAAAAAUGUAUCACUGAGGUCUGCUGCUGGAGCAAUCGAAGAAUUACCAGUUGCACUUGAUGGAACACAAUAUUUACUUCAAGAACUUGUGCAAAUUACUAGAACAUCUAAAUUGGUUACACUGAAUGCAAGUGCAUUUCCUCAAUAUAUUCCUAAUAUCAUUCAAGUUCUCUCUAAAAAUCAAAUGAAUUUGAAUCCACAGCAGGAUGGUACUGUUAUAUAUAUUCCUAUUCCUAAAGUGACAAAAGAGUAUAGAGAGAAUUUGUCAAAGAGUGCAAAGUCUUUUUUUAUCAAGUGUCGAGAUGAUAUCAAGGAUAUACGUACUCAGUAUAUAAAAAAAGUUAAAAAUGUAGACAAAUUACCACAAGAUGUAAGCUUAAGAGUUCAAGGAUACAUAGAAGUUUUCACAAAUCAAUAUAUUGAAAAAGCUGAAAAAAUUCUAGAAACAAAACAAAAAGAAUUAAUGGGUGAUUAACAAUAAUUUAAUAGAGUUAUAUCAAUAAUAAAGUUAUGUAUAUAUUUAUCAUAUUGUGUUUCUAAUGGAAUUAUGUAUACAUGCUAUAGCUACAUUAGAAUUUUUUAUAGAAAAUAAAAUACUCUUAUUUUAUGCA